Drosophila grimshawi is the source of this 3191-nucleotide messenger RNA. RefSeq lists its product as uncharacterized. The transcript is spliced from 8 exons. The coding region runs from base 1 to 3141 and encodes 1046 amino acids. Gene Ontology annotation, molecular function: iron ion binding; heme binding; monooxygenase activity. The record is from RefSeq and is a predicted model, not a curated record. Lineage: Eukaryota; Metazoa; Arthropoda; Insecta; Diptera; Drosophilidae.
AUGUUAACUCUGCUUCUGCUGGCAACUUGCUCGUUUAUAUUUCUAUAUGAAUUAUAUAAAUAUGCGAUCAGUCGUCCUGUCGGUUUUCCGCCGGGUCCUCCGCGUAUCCCCAUAUUUGGAAGUUAUCUUUUUAUGCUGUUGAUAAAUUACAAAUAUCUACACAAGGCAGCAAUAACAUUGAGCAAGUGGUAUAAAUCCGACAUUAUUGGCCUAUAUGUGGGAAAUUUUGCAGUUGCCGUCGUCAACAGUGGAGAAGCUGUGCGACAGAUCUUAAAUAACCAGGUCUACGAUGGCAGACCUUCGAUAUAUUUGGCCGAAAUGCGUGAUCCAGGCAAAUGUGUACGAGGUAUAUUCUUUCAAGAGGGAGUACUGUGGAAGGAACAACGGCGCUUUAUCCUUCGCUACCUGCGAGAUUUUGGAUUCGGUCGUCGAUUCGAACAGCUAGAACUGAUCAUUCAGGAAGAGAUAACCGAUAUGCUCGAUCUAAUCCGCAAUGGUCCGCGAUAUGAACACGAGCAUCUCUUAGUCAAGCCUGGCGGUUAUCGGGUGCAGCUACCCUUAUUCUUCAAUCCCUUCUCGGCAAACAGUCACUUUCACAUUGUGUACAACGAGCGACUCCCACGUCACGAAAUGGCCAAGUUAGUGAAGCUUGUUCAGUUUGGCUUACAGUUCCAGCGCAAUGCCGAUGACUACGGCCGUAUGCUGAGCAUAAUUCCGUGGAUACGUUUUAUUUGGCCCGAGACAAGCGGAUAUAAUAAAUUAAAAGAGGCAAGCUUGUUUAUUCACAAAUACUUUGCAGAGUUCAUCGACCGUUAUAUUAAUACCUACGAAGAUGGCUGUGAGCGUAACUUUUUGGAUCUGUAUAUAGCUGAGAUGAGAAAGGGUCUCCCCGAACAGUACGGAUUCAACCGGGAGCAGUUCAUUAUGGGCUUGGUGGAUUUUUCAUUUCCUGCCUUUACGGCCGUUGGUGUCCAGAUAUCGCUACUCGUGCAGUAUUUGAUGCUCUAUCCCGAUGUCGCCAAGCGGAUACAGUCAGAGAUAGAUGAGGUUGUGGGUGGUGGUCGGCUACCCACGUUAGAGGAUCGAAAGAAUAUGCCCUUUACGGAAGCCACUAUCCGUGAAAAUCUGCGCAUCGAGACUCUGGUACCAUCGGAUGUACCACACAAGUCCCUCGUCGACACAGAACUAAUGGGCUAUCACAUACCCAAGGACACCAUAAUCAUACCUAGUCUAUAUGCCCUACACACGGACAAACGCAUCUGGUCGGAUCCUGAAAAUUUCCGGCCCGAACGCUUCCUGGACGCCGAUGGCAAAUUGAGCCUCAAGCUGGACGUCUCAUUGCCAUUCGGAGCCGGCAAACGUCUAUGCGCCGGCGAGACUUUCGCACGGAAUAUGAUCUUCCUGAUUACCACGGCCAUGUUACAGAAUUUUGACUACACUUUGGCGCCGGGUGACUCACUGCCUGAUCUAACGAAAAAUAACAAUGGAUUAAUUAUAACACCAGCGGACUUUUGGGUACAAUUAAAAGAGCGACAGCAUUACGCCGACAGAAAAAAAAUUUGCAGUUUUGCUACGAACAUAAACCGGAACGCGUGCAAAAUGUUGACUCUGCUUCUGCUGGCAGCUUGCUCGUUUAUAUUUAUAUAUCAAUUGUAUAAAUAUGCCAACAGUCGUCCUGUCGGUUUUCCGCCGGGUCCUCCGCGUUUACCCAUAUUUGGAAGUUAUCUUUUUAUGCUGUUGAUCAAUUACAAAUAUCUACACAAGGCAGCAAUAGCAUUGAGCAAGUGGUAUAAAUCCGACAUUAUUGGCCUAUAUGUGGGCCCGUUUGCAGUUGCCGUCGUCAACAGUGGAGAAGCUGUGCGACAGAUCUUAAAUAAUCAGGACUACGAUGGCAGACCUUCGCUGUAUUUGGCCGAAAUGCGUGAUCCAGGCAAAUGUAUACGAGGUAUAUUCUUUCAAGAGGGAGUGCUGUGGAAGGAACAACGUCGGUUUAUCCUUCGCUACCUGAGAGAUUUUGGAUUCGGUCGUCGAUUCGAACAGCUAGAACUGAUCAUUCAGGAAGAGAUAACCGAUAUGCUCGAUCUAAUCCGCAAUGGUCCGCGAUAUGAACACGAGCAUCUCUUAGUCAAGCCUGGCGGUUAUCGGGUGCAGCUACCCUUAUUCUUCAAUCCCUUCUCGGCAAACAGUCACUUUCAGAUUGUGUACAACGAGCGACUCCCACGUCCCGAAAUGGCCAAGUUAGUGAAGCUUGUUCAGUUUGGCUUACAGUUCCAGCGCAAUGCCGAUGACUACGGCCGUAUGCUAAGCAUAAUUCCAUGGAUACGUUUUAUUUGGCCCGAGACAAGCGGAUAUAAUAAAUUAAAAGAAUCAAACUUAUUUGUUCACAAAUACUUCGCAGAGUUCAUCGACCGUUAUAUUAAUACCUACGAAGAUGGCUGUGAGCGUAACUUUUUGGAUCUGUAUAUAGCUGAGAUGAGAAAGGGUCUCCCCGAACAGUACGGAUUCAACCGGGAGCAGUUCAUUAUGGGCUUGGUGGAUUUCUCAUUUCCUGCCUUUACGGCCGUUGGUGUCCAGAUAUCGCUACUCGUGCAGUAUUUGAUGCUCUAUCCCGAUGUCGCCAAGCGGAUACAGUCAGAGAUAGAUGAGGUUGUGGGUGGUGGUCGGCUACCCACGUUAGAGGAUCGAAAGAAUAUGCCCUUUACGGAAGCCACUAUCCGUGAAAAUCUGCGCAUCGAGACUCUGGUACCAUCGGAUGUACCACACAAGUCCCUCGUCGACACAGAACUAAUGGGCUAUCACAUACCCAAGGACACCAUAAUCAUACCUAGUCUAUAUGCCCUACACACGGACAAACGCAUCUGGUCGGAUCCUGAAAAUUUCCGGCCCGAACGCUUCCUGGACGCCGAUGGCAAAUUGAGCCUCAAGCUGGACGUCUCAUUGCCAUUCGGAGCCGGCAAACGUAUAUGCGCCGGCGAGACUUUCGCACGGAACAUGAUCUUCCUGGUAACCACGGCCAUGUUACAGAAUUUUGACUACACUUUGGCGCCGGGGGACUCACUGCCUGAUCUAACGAAAAAUAACAAUGGAUUAAUUAUAACACCCGCGGACUUUUGGGUACAAUUAAAAGAGCGACAGCAUUAAGGCACAUUAACUAUAUUUCAGAACAACUAAUAAACCUCAAUCUCUCUCUC